Molecule: messenger RNA, 3326 nt
Organism: Dunckerocampus dactyliophorus (ringed pipefish)
Lineage: Eukaryota; Metazoa; Chordata; Actinopteri; Syngnathiformes; Syngnathidae
Gene: rasip1
Product: Ras interacting protein 1
Exons: 15
Biological process (GO): regulation of GTPase activity; signal transduction; negative regulation of Rho protein signal transduction
Cellular component (GO): cell-cell junction
Molecular function (GO): GTPase binding
Source: RefSeq, a predicted model, not a curated record
AUGUGUUAGAUGGAGGGAUCAGGCAGUCCUCGUGUCAGAAAGCUCCAUUUCCCAGUGGGUCUUUGGAUUAAUUCCCCCAGGAAGCAUUUUGCAAAGCUGGGGCGUCGCUGGCCGAGUGCUGUCUCUGUCAAGUCAACCACCAGCUCUGACGCAGCCUCCCUUCACGAGGCCCCCUCCGCUCCUUCCUCUUCCCUUUCAAACUCCACUCCCUCCCUGGCUUCCCCCGCCCCAUCGCCAUCUCCUUCCCCGGCCUUCCUCAGGCCGCGACCUGCCGGGCCCCAGUCGCGCACCAAGCGCCUUUCUCAUCUCUUCCUGCGGGGGCGCUCUAACAGCGACCGGGACCGGGCGGUGGGGGAGAGGGAGAGGGAGCUUUGGGCCCACUCGGCCGCCUCCUCCUCCCACCAUUACGUGCCCCCUACCUCUUCCUCCGCUCCAGGACUGAUCAAGAUCUACGGGGAUGCUCUCUCCAGUGGAGCGAACUAUCGCUCCCUGCUGGCCAACAUUCACUCCACAGCCAGGCAGCUCAUCGCUCAGGUCAUCACUCGCUACACCGAGAGAGAGAGGGAGGAGACUGAUGACGCAGUUCUCCAGAAGCACAGCCCAGAGGACUUCCUGUUGUGUGAUGUCAUCGGAAAGCCCAUCCAGCAGCCAGAUGGAGCUAUCAAGUGGGAGACGGAGUGUCGGAGAAGUGUUGCCCUGUGGGAAUGCCCCUUGUUGUUGGCGGACAUGUGGCGGCCCAAGGAUGGACUUGAGCGGCGCUUUGAAAUCCAGAGGAAGGAAGACUACGAAAGAAAGGAGAGGGAGCGGGAGAAGGAGCGGGAGAUGGACGGAGAGAGCUAUCAAGGUGUGCGCUGGAGGCGCAGCAGGAUGGCGUCAGGGGGCGGGGCAGAGGAGGUUGAGCGUGGCCACCGAGGAAGGAACACGGAGCUUAGGAGGAGCAUCAGCGACAUGAACCUCAGCCUGAGGCGCCGUCAAGGCAAUCACGUGACCAGCGACCCGCGCGGAAGUCGCAACAACGGAGUGGUACAGGACAGGAAAAACAUUGUGAGCAUGAUCAACCCGCAGCAGGGAGAGAUCAGAGCCUCCAAGGCGGAAGCGAAAGUUUGCUGGACGAAGCAGCCACCAGAGGAGGACAAGGACUACUCCAGCUGUGACCUGGAAAUGAUGUCACAAAGUCUGAUCCUUCCGCCUACCGACCGGCCCUACUUCCUGUUGCUGCAGGGUUACGAUCAGACCAAGGACUUUGUUUUGUACAUUAUGGCGGGACAUACGCAUGUGUUUGGGAGAAAGCCCACCAUGAGGGAGCGGGAGAAGGACAAAGACAGGGAGAGGAAGGGGAAGAAGCCCCUCAAGGUGGACACCUUCCUGUCUGCGCCUGACCUUUUGGCCAGACACUUACUCGUGAGAAGAGACUCUGCUGUUCCCGAGACCCCCACUGGGCGAGCCUUGAUGCGGCCUUUCCGAGGAGGCGCCGUCACCCACAACGGGGUGUGUCUUUACAGGGAAACCAUCCUCAAACCCGGGGAUGUCAUCGGCCUCGGGAACCACUUCCUUUUCUUGUACCGUGACCCCCGGGUGACCCCGGCUCCGCCGCUGGCCUUGACUUUGCCGUGGCACUCGGACGGCUCGCACCCCUGCUGCCCCUCGGGGUUGGUGGACAAGCAGGAGGCACUGAGGCAGUACCUCGGGAAGACGGAAUCUGUUCUCAAGUUCCAUCCUCGUCACGCUGACGCCUUGUUGCAGGAGAUACUAUCAAAAAAUUCUUCCCCUGACUCUGGAGGUGGGCCUUUGGCGCCGGCGUACCUUCUGUCAAUUAUGAUCGACCACGCCUCCAAGAACCUUGACCCGGCGCUCACGCCCCAGAUAUUGCUCAAGGCGGCCAAUCAGAUCAAAGAAAUCGUCUGGGAAAACAUCAAGGAAUUUGGGGAUAAGCAUCCCACGCAAAAUUCGACCGAGCAAGAAGCGGAGAUCAGCACCGCCAACGUCCAGAAGCUGUCGUCUGACCUUCGGCCGCUGAUGUUCUGGAUGUCCAAUGCCACGGAGCUCCUCAACUUCUUCCAGGUUAAAGUGGAAGCCAUGGAGAAAGAGUGGGAGUUUGAAGCCCCGGGUGAUCCAGUGCUGACGUCCGACAUGGACACAUGCUCUGAGGCUCUCGCUCAGCUGGAUGAUGUCAUCAUGCACACCUUCCAGCAGUGUGUCUACCACCUGACAAAGACCCUCUACUCCCUCCUUCCCGCCCUGCUGGACACCAACCCGUUCUCCAAUGAGGAGAAAGAGAAAGACAAAGGCGGGGCUAAAGGAGCGGAGGGGGCGGAGAAAGGAGAAGGGGAGGUGGAUGACGUCUCCGCCCUGCCGCCCAAAGUUGCCGGGCUGGUGGAGGUGUACCGCUCAUCCCUGAUGUUGUCCCGGGAAGCCUGCCUGUCGCCGCCGCUCACCUCCCAAACCUUCGGCUACCUCUUCUUCUUCACCAACACCUCCCUGCUCAACACCUUACUGGAAAGAGACGGACUCUUUUCCUGGUCCAGAGCGGUCCAGAUCCGUACAAACUUGGACUUGGUUCUGGAUUGGCUCCAAGGGGCGGGACUUGGGGACAUUGCCUCUGAGUUCACAAAGAAGUUGUCAGUCAUUGUCAACUUUUUGUGCAUUCCCAAAACCCGCCUCAUCCAGUCAUCGUGGGACACUUUACAGGAGGAUCACGCCUUGCUAAGCCCCGCCCAACUGCACCACCUGCUCACUCAUUACAAGCUGGGACCGAGCAGAGCCCCCCCAGCCUCCUGGGCCCCCCCGCCUGGCACCGAGUUAAGCGGAGACAUAUUCGAGAGCUUCCUGGACCACCCUCCUCUUAUCCUGCCCAACGAGACCCCUCGGCUCGACCUCUCCCAGCCCGUCCCAAGCGCCGAGCUCCAGAAGGAAGUCACCCGUCUUCGCACGUUCUUGUGGGGGCUGGACCAGGACGAGCUCCCUGCCAAUCAGAGGACUCGGCUUUGAGCGAUGAAGAUUUGUGGAUAUUCCAAAAAGCAGAAACGGGUGUUACUUUACAACAUUUCCAUAUCACUUCAUGUAUUCGUUUAGAUUUGAAGAUUCUCCAGUAAGUUGGAUGCUUUGGCUUUUCCAUAAUGUACCUUCAAGCCUUUGCACCAUGCAGUUUUACGCUUUACUUCAUUGUAUCGUACAUAAUUAAUAAAAAAUAUUCCUAAGUCAGCAAUUGCGCUCUUUGGCACAUUUCUUUCACGGUAUUACAAGUGUAACAAGAAGUUAACCGCUAUGUAGUAGAAGAGUUUGGUGAAGUCGACGUGAUGAACCGCACUGUAAUACAGCCAUCCCUC